GAGGGGAGGGAAGCUGCUGAGGUAAAGUUAGGGGGAGCGAGAGGCGCCGUCAGGCAGCCGGCAGCCGGGGAGGCUUCGGCGGCCGCCAUUACUGAGCCGAGGGCGCCGGGGAAGGGAGCAGCGGGGAGGCGGGACGGGGGCUGCGGGCUGCGGCGGCGGGCCGGGGAGCGGAGCGGAGCCAGCCCGGCGGGGACGGGGCCGGGGCCGGGGGAGCCGCCGGCGUGGAGAGAGCGUCCCGGGCAUGCUGCUGCUGCCGCCGCCGCGGAGGAGCCGGAUCCCGGCGGCCAGAGUAUCCCCAUAGGAAGUGGCUGCCAGUGUUGUGUCGUCGCACUCCCCCCACCCCUCAAAAUAAAAAUAAUUGCAACCAAAUGCCUGCUGCUUACCGAUAUUGGACUUUAUUUUAGAUCCCUCAGGGAAGGACUUACUGAAGGACACUGUUUAAAUGUGUGACAUCACUGCAGAAAGAUCACAGCAGGAUAAUCAUCUUGCUUUGCACCUUGUUUUCCUAACGGAAGAUGAUCUUCCUCGUCCUGAGUAUUUGAAGUUCUCUCAGUGACGAGCUGAAGCAAGAACAGCUGAAAGCUCUUUCUGAAACCCUGGAUAUACAAUUUCAAACUUGUAGGAACGUUUCCAGAAUGAAAACCACAUACAGUUACCUUGAUAAUUGCAGAAGGAUGAGAGGAAAGUUAUGAUGGCAAAAAACAAAGAGCCACGUCCCCCAUCUUAUGCUGUUAGUGUUGUUGGACUGUCUGGAACUGAAAAGGAUAAAGGUAACUGUGGAGUUGGAAAGUCGUGUUUGUGCAAUAGAUUCGUUCGCUCAAAAGCAGAUGAAUACUAUCCUGAGCAUACCUCUGUGCUUAGCACAAUUGACUUUGGAGGAAGAGUUGUUAACAAUGAUCACUUUUUGUACUGGGGUGACGUAACACAAAGCGGUGAGGAUGGAAUUGAGUGCCGAAUUCAUGUUAUUGAACAGACUGAGUUCAUUGAUGAUCAGACUUUCUUGCCUCAUCGGAGUACGAACUUACAACCCUAUAUAAAACGUGCAGCUGCCUCCAAACUGCAGUCAGCAGAAAAACUAAUGUACAUUUGCACAGAUCAGCUAGGCUUGGAGCAAGACUUUGAGCAGAAACAAAUGCCUGAAGGGAAAUUAAGCAUAGAUGGUUUUUUACUGUGCAUUGAUGUAAGCCAAGGAUGCAAUAGGAAGUUCGAUGAUCAACUUAAAUUUGUGAAUAAUCUCUACAUUCAGCUCUCAAAGUCUAAAAAACCUAUAAUAAUAGCAGCAACAAAAUGUGAUGAAUGUGUGGAUCACUAUCUGCGAGAAGUUCAGGCGUUUGCUUCAAAUAAGAAAAACCUUGUGGUAGUGGAAACAUCGGCAAGAUUCAAUGUCAACGUGGAAACUUGUUUUACUGCACUGGUACAAAUGAUGGAUAAAACUCGUGGUAAACCUAAAAUCAUCCCCUAUCUGGAUGCCUAUAAAACGCAAAGACAGCUAGUUGUUACAGCAACAGACAAGUUUGAAAAACUUGUCCAAACUGUGAGAGACUAUCAUGCCACUUGGAAAACCGUUAGUAAUAAACUGAAAAACCACCCUGAUUAUGAAGAGUACAUAAAUUUGGAAGGAACGAAAAAGGCCAAAAAUACAUUUUCAAAACACAUAGAGCAGCUUAAACAGGAGCAUAUUAGAAAAAGAAAAGAAGAAUAUAUUAAUGCAUUGCCAAGAGCUCUUAAUACUCUUCUGUCAAAUCUUGAUGAGAUUGAACAUUUGAGCUGGUCGGAAGCCUUGAAGUUAAUAGAGAAAAGGCCUGACUUCCAGUCCUGUUUUGUGGUGCUUGAAAAAACACCUUGGGAUGAAACUGACCAUAUAGACAAAGUGAAUGACAGAAGGAUUCCAUUUGAUCUUCUCACUACGCUAGAGGCAGAAAAAGUUUAUCAAAACCACGUGCAGCAUCUUAUAUCUGAAAAACGGAGGGUGGAAAUGAAGGAGAAAUUCAAAAAAACUCUUGAGAAAAUCCAGUUCAUUUCACCCGGACAGCCAUGGGAAGAAGUUAUAUGUUUUGUAAUGGAGGAUGAGGCAUUCAAAUACAUCACCGAUGCAGACAGCAAGGAAGUGUAUGGUAGGCAUCAGAGGGAGAUUGUUGAAAAAGCCAAAGAGGAGUUUCAGGAAAUGCUUUUUGAACAUUCAGAGCUGUUUUAUGACCUGGAUCUUAAUGCAACGCCAAGUUCAGAUAAAAUGAGUGAAAUUCAUGCAGUUCUGAGUGAAGAGCCCAGAUACAAAGCUUUACAGAAACUUGCACCUGACAGGGAAUCUCUUCUGCUUAAACACAUAGGAUUUGUUUAUCACCCAACUAAAGAAACUUGUCUCAGUGGCCAAAAUUGCAUGGACAUUAAAGUAGAGCAGCUACUUGCCAACAGCCUUCUGCAGCUAGAUCAUGGCCGUUCAAAUUUAUACCAUGAUAGUGCCAAUAUAGACAAGGUUAAUCUUUUCAUUUUGGGCAAAGAUGGCCUUGCACAAGAAUUAGCAAAUGAAAUUCGGACACAAUCCACUGAUGAUGAAUAUGCAUUAGAUGGAAAAAUAUAUGAAUUAGAUCUUAGGCCUGUUGAUGCAAAAUCCCCAUACCUGUUGACUCAGUUGUGGACCUCUACCUUCAAACCACAUGGUUGUUUCUGUGUGUUUAACUCCAUUGAAUCUCUGAAUUUUAUUGGGGAGUGCAUUGCAAAAAUAAGGGCUGAAGCAUCUCAGAUAAGGAGAGACAAGUAUAUGGCUAAUCUUCCAUUUACGUUGAUACUGGCUAACCAGAGGGACAGUGUUAGCAAGAAUCUGCCUAUUCUGAGACAUCAGGGACAGCAGCUGGCCAACAAAUUGCAGUGUCCUUUCGUAGAUGUGCCUGCUGGUACAUAUCCACGUAAAUUUAAUGAGACCCAAAUAAAACAAGCUCUGAGGGGAGUACUGGAAGCAGUUAAACACCACUUUGAUGUUGUAAGUCCUGUUCCAACCAUUAAAGAUCUGUCAGAGGCCGACUUAAGAAUUGUGAUGUGUGCCAUGUGUGGUGAUCCAUUCAGUGUGGAUCUCAUUCUGUCACCCUUCCUUGACUCUCACUCCUGUAGUGCUGCUCAGGCUGGCCAGAACAAUUCUUUGAUGCUUGAUAAAAUAAUAGGUGAAAAGAGGCGCCGCAUACAAAUCACUAUAUUAUCGUACCACUCUUCGAUUGGUGUAAGGAAAGAUGAACUCGUUCACGGAUAUAUUCUGGUCUAUUCCGCCAAGAGGAAGGCAUCCAUGGGAAUGCUUCGCGCGUUUCUUUCUGAAGUUCAGGAUACGAUUCCUGUCCAGUUAGUGGCUGUUACAGACAGCCAGGCAGACUUUUUUGAGAACGAAGCAAUCAAGGAACUCAUGACUGAAGGAGAGCACAUAGCGACAGAGAUUACUGCGAAGUUUACAGCUUUGUAUUCAUUAUCUCAGUAUCAUCGUCAAACUGAGGUCUUCACGUUGUUCUUCAGUGAUGUAUUAGAGAAGAAAAACAUGAUUGAAAGUUCUUAUAUGUCAGACAGCACAAGGGAAACAACACACACAAGUGAAGAUGUUUUUUCAAGAUCUCCCAGAGGAAGUUCCCUUGACUAUAACUAUCCGGAUUCAGAGGAUGAUGCUGAGGGACCACCGCCUUACAGUCCAAUUGGUGAUGAUGUGAGGUUACUCCCGACGCCCAGUGACCGUUCAAAGUACCGACUGGACUUGGAAGGAAACGAGUAUCCUAUCCACAGUACGCCCCUCAAUUGUCACGACCACGAACGCAACCAUAAAGUGCCUCCCCCAAUAAAACCGAAACCCCUCGUUCCAAGAACAAAUGUGAAAAAACUGGAUCCUAACCUCCUAAAAACAAUUGAGGCAGGUAUUGGUAAAAAUCCCAGGAAACAACCUUCUCGGAUGCCUGCAGCGCCGCCAGAAGAUAUAGACCAAUCUGACAAUUACGCUGAACCUAUUGACACUAUUUUCAAACAUAAAGCCUUUGAUGAUAUCUAUGCAGUUCCGGAUGACAGUCAGAAUCGUGUUAUUAAAGUUCGAAAUUCAAUUGUUAUAAAUGCCCAGGGUGAUGAAGAAAAUGGGUUUUCUGACAGAAUGUCUAAAAGUCACGGGGAGAGAAGACCUUCAAAGUACAAAUAUAAGUCUAAGACACUGUUCAGCAAAGCUAAGUCUUACUAUAGGAGAACGCAUUCGGAUGCAAGUGACGAUGAGGCUUUUACCACCUCUAAAACUAAAAGAAAAGGAAGGCAUCGUGGAAGUGAAGAAGACCCGCUGCUUUCACCUGUCGAAACAUGGAAGGGUGGCAUAGAUAAUCCUGCUAUUACAUCAGAUCAAGAAUUGGAUGAUAAAAAAAUGAAAAAGAAAACUCACAAAGGAAAAGAAGAUAAGAAGCAGAAGAAGAAAGCUAAGGCAUUCAAUCCUCCAAUCCGUAGAAACUGGGAAAGUAAUUACUUUGGGAUGCCUCUGCAGGACCUGGUUACACUGGAGAAACCCAUACCUCUGUUUGUUGAAAAAUGUGUGCAAUUCAUUGAAGACACAGGAUUAUGUACUGAAGGCCUGUACCGUGUCAGUGGUAAUAAAACAGAUCAAGACAACAUUCAGAAACAGUUUGAUCAAGAUCAUGAUAUCAGUCUAGAGUCUAUGGAAGUGACAGUAAAUGCUGUGGCUGGGGCUCUUAAAGCUUUCUUUGCAGAUUUGCCAGAUCCAUUAAUUCCUUACUCUUUACACCAAGAGUUGUUAGAAACAUCAAAGAUCCUGGAUAGGACAGAACGGCUCCAUGAGUUAAAGGAAAUUGUGAAGAAGUUCCACCCAGUGAACUACGAUGUCUUCAAAUAUGUGAUAACGCAUCUAAACAGGGUUAGUCAGCAAUAUAAAACCAACUUUAUGACUGCCGAUAACCUGUCGAUUUGUUUCUGGCCUACUUUGAUGAGACCCGAUUUUGAAAACAGAGAGUUUCUUUCUACCACCAAAAUCCACCAGUCGGUUAUAGAGACCUUCAUCCAACAGUGUCAGUUUUUCUUUUACAACGGAGAGAUUGUAGAAACACCGAACCCAGUGGCGUGUCAGCCACCGCCUUCCAACACAGUGCAGAUGGUGGAGCCAAUGGUACCUCUUCAGUUGCCGCCACCGCUGCAGCCUCAGCUGAUACAGCCCCAACUACCAGCAGACCCUCUCGGUAUUAUAUAAAUAGAUGAUUGCAGGCAGCCUGGCACUGGACAGUAAAGAAAAGCUAUAGACGUGCAUGUUUCAGGAUACAGUAAUGUACUUCAUAUUUAUGAAAAAUAAUUCUCAUCCAGCUGAUUGGACAUCUUUUUGUUCUAUCCCGUACUGUGUUCCUCAUUUGUACACACUGCAGAUAAAAACUAUGUGGUAAGCAUGACUGGAGAGGUUUAAUUUUUAAAAGCAAAAAUAGCUAUAAAGUACAAAGCUGCUGCUGCAUGAUACUUUAUUGCAAUCACUAUAUCAUUCCUGUGACAAUUUGUCACAAUAUAUUGUGAAUAAAAUUUUUUCUAUAGAAAUUUAAUGAUUAAAAAUUACAUUUAUGAAACAUUCAAUGCUUACAGCCUGCUUUAUGGCUGUUUUUGUUAUUUAACAUGCUAUUUUUGGCAAUUUUAUUCACAUUCAAGCAUUCUGUGUAAACAAAUAAAGCCCAGCUAUAGUUUAUUUUGUAAUCUCCUGGCUACUUAUGUGACGGUAGGCUUAGGAUGGUUUAUGGAAGAAUGCAAAAUGCACUGUUGAGAAUUUUACAAUUCCUCACCUUCCAUCUUUACUUGUAAGUAAACCUGUGGACAGUUUGUUAAGGGUGGGUGAACUUGCUUAUUAUUUCUUACAGCACAAUACCAAGGACAUGCUUGUUGUAAAAGUGAAUUUCAAAUACUGUACAAAAGUUUUGAUGUUGCCUACUUAUUUCUUUAUGUUCCAUUCCUGAACUAAACAUUUUGUAAAACUCAAUUCUGUAAACAACUGCAUGUUUGAAAGAUCAUUGAUGGUCUUGUAAACUUAAUCUAAUAUAUUUUAGAUAUUUUAAUUUUUCCCACUUGGGAAUACAUGUAGUGUUUAGAAAAUAGUUCAUGACAUUUUCAUAUAAGGUUAUAUAACUUUUCAUACAUAAACAUGAACUUUGUUGUAGUAAAAUUCUCUAAACCAAACAAUGUUUUAAUCUAGGACUUCAAUUAAUCUAUUCUUUAAAUCUAUUUUUAUGUGACCCUUUAAAGAUAUAAAAAAUGCAUUGCUAAUACAUGGCAAUAAAUACUUUGGGUACUGACGAUUAACUUCUUUGGAGUGUGUAUAUAUAUAAAAUCACAAACUUGUAUUCAUUUUUUUUUCCUGUGGUAUGUUGUACUAAAAAUUCAAAUGACUGAUUUUUGUUUUUGCACCAUUUUUUUUAAUGAUCUCUUUUUUUCAUUUAUUUUCCUUUUACAUUGGUACCAAUUUUGCUGUAAAAGAAUGCUGCUUAAUUUAAAUAGAUCUUUUGGUUAAAUAUUUUGUUAGUGGUAAAAAAAAAUAAAAUUAGAAGGUUACAAAUUGUAGCAAAGGAGAGACCAUAGAUGAUCACUAUUUGUGAUACUUCAUAGCAGCUUUUUUUCUUUCAUGCUCAAAAUACACCUUUUUAGGUUUGCAAAGACGACAGUUUUGGCUCAUUCAGCUGCUAGAAUGUUCUGUGUAGUUUUUUUUAAAAAAGCUUUAUGGUGGUCACUGUUGUAAUCUUCACUUAUAACAAGAUUUAAGAUCGUCUUGUAUGUAUUAUAGUAAAUAGAUGAUUUUGAGACUUAAGGCUCUUAAGAGUUUGAUUUGCUUCAUUUUCAUAAAAUAAAAAUUGCCUUUCCCUCCCACUUAUGUCCUAGGUAUUGUACUUCUAAUUAUGACUUGGAAUAUCAUUCUAGAUUACUAUGAUACCAUAACUUGGCUGCUGUUUUAAGUUACAUGUAUAUUAUAAAUUAUCUUGAUAUUGUGUUAUAUUCUUGCAAUUAUCUUUUCUAAGAAAACAAAAAAAAAAAAGAAAAGUCAACCCUAUUCCCAUUGCAAAGCACACAGGAGUUAGUAGUACAAUAAAGUCUGUCCUGUAAAUUGUAGUAUUCUUAACUUGUUCUACUUUACAUCUGUUGUCUAUAUAGCUUUUAUUUAUAGUUGUCAGUCUAACAUUGGCAUGUUUAGCAAAGCAAAUGAAACUACGAGAGUUUUAUAAACUAUUUCUAGGUUGCUAAAGAAUUUAUUUUUCUACUAUAUAUGGUAUAGACAAAGCAUCACCUGUACAGGAAACAAGGCUAUUUCUAAUAGAAGUAAGCUUAAAAAUAAAUGCCAGUCAUAUCCAUAUUUAAAAGUUCUAUACAUAAAGUACCUUCAGUCUUUGUAAUGUGAAUUACAUUUUAAACUUUCUAUCAAGUCCAAGGUGUUUGCCAUAAUAUUUAUCUAACCUUUGAAUACUAAUUUUUAGAGUAAUUGACAUUCCAUUUCAUGAGCUUUCACAUUGAACCUUUCACAUUGAACUCACCAUCAGUAACAUUCUUCUUGUGUAUGAUGUUAUGGCUAAAUCACGUAUUUCGUGAUUUGCUAAAAAACGAACACAUUUGGCCAAAUAUGAGAGUGUUAUUGCAUUUACCAGAUAAAACAUUUAAAGAAAAAUAAUAAGAAAGCACAGCGUGUGACUCUUGGCUGUCACAUGGCAGAGUUCCUGCAUAGGAUUUGCAUUAUGCAAGUGUUGUAUGCAGGAAUGUGGAUGUGUGUGUGUAUGUACACAGGCACAUGUGCACAGACUUGCACGCACAUACACCCACAGAGUAAAGCUUCUAAAGGAUACUAGGAAAUUAGACCAUUGUUAUUAAAGUAUAUAAUAGAGCUUUCUCUAUUAUUUUUGUUAGUGCUAUAAAAUGAGGAAGCAUGUCAUUAUAUACAAACUCCUCAUAUGUUGGGUCAUGUAGUCCCUUCUAGUUUUAAUGGAAAUACAAACAAUAAUAACUAUAUUUUUUAAAUGUGAGCAUUUUUACAGUAAUAUCUAUCUUGAUAAAAAUACAAAUGUAUAUUAUUUUCAGUUGAGCAUCUCAGUGACACUUUAUGGAGUACUUUGUCUUUUUUUUUUAAAUGUAAUUUUGGUAUAGGCAUUCUGCAGUGUGUUGUUUUUCAAUGUUUUACCGAUUUUAAAGGCCCACACUUGAGUUACAAAAGCGCCAUUUUAAGAAAUGGUUAACAGAUUGUUUUAAAAUUCCUUACCCUUCAUGAUCUUGUGGAAUUUUAACAUAUAUAGUGUAAAUAGAUCACAGAUGUCAACUGGUAUGAAAAGAAACUUCUUUUGUUGUACGUUUUCUCCAUUAUUUGAAUACUGGUUGCUAGAAAGUUAUAGGUAUGUUUAUUUUUAGUUGCUGGCAUUUAGCUUCUAAUAUUUAUGAUAAGUACGGAAAACUUAUCAAUUAGAGAUGAAAAAAUUUGGCCUUAGCUUCCAUGCUUAUUUCAUUUUUUUCAGUAAUUGUGAUGCUGUUUGUCAACUGAAAAAAUUACAUAUAUAUAAAAUUUUUUAAGGUGAAAUGUUGUUCUUUGUUUAUAAUGUAAUCCUUUGUUGCUACAUCAACAGAAUACUGCAGUGGAUUAAAUAUCAGUGAAGCUUAUUCUGUAUAAAAGAUGCAAUGAAUAAAAUACUAAGAUGCUUA
Messenger RNA from Cygnus olor (mute swan), 8658 nucleotides. It is a transcript of the gene ARHGAP5, whose product is annotated as Rho GTPase activating protein 5. The record is from RefSeq and is a predicted model, not a curated record. Gene Ontology annotation, molecular function: GTP binding; GTPase activity. Gene Ontology annotation, biological process: signal transduction. NCBI's taxonomy places the organism in Eukaryota, Metazoa, Chordata, Aves, Anseriformes, Anatidae. The coding region runs from base 689 to 5203 and encodes 1504 amino acids. The transcript is spliced from 9 exons.